Molecule: messenger RNA, 1873 nt
Organism: Danio aesculapii
Lineage: Eukaryota; Metazoa; Chordata; Actinopteri; Cypriniformes; Danionidae
Exons: 4
Coding region: 815-1234 (139 amino acids)
Biological process (GO): regulation of neurotransmitter secretion; synaptic vesicle exocytosis; neurotransmitter transport
Cellular component (GO): SNARE complex; terminal bouton
Molecular function (GO): syntaxin binding
Source: RefSeq, a predicted model, not a curated record
UAUUUAAAUUUGUUAAAGAAAUUACACUGAAACAUCGAAGAAAAUUUUGAUAAAUUUAGAUUUAAGUCAAUUUUUACGUCAAUUUAAGUCAAAUCACAGACUUGCACUUCAUUCAUUAGUGUGUGUAAAACAUCCAUCAGUUUGUGAAUGAACAGAUUGUUUUAGGCUGAACAGUGUAACAGCUGUUGCUGUUAAAAAUGCCCAGGUCGCGUCAUUCUUUCAGCACCAACUCCAUUCACAUGUUUGCUGUCGCUAAACCUCCUCAAUCUGUUUUCCCUCCUGCCGUCUGUUGGAAAGAAAGAUCUUACCCUUAAUCUGUUAAGAUCAAACAUCAUACAGCAGCUAUUGGCCUUUCGCAGCUUUAAGACUAAACCUAUAUAUUAAUAAUAACAGUUUGAAAAAAUUCAGGCUAAAAUAAAUGCUAACUUUUGACACCAAAUAGCUGCAGUUUGAGUAACAGCAUGUCUGUGGUUUCUUGUCUCUCACAUGGCUGUGAAACUAAUGUGAUUAUAAACAAUUACGUCAUUUGGGAAUUAGCUGAGCACAGAUGCAGGGGAGGGAACGAGCUUUAAAAACAUGUAGCUCAGGACGACUGCUGGAGACAGAGGAAAGACUGUGAGGGAGUGAGUGACUCUGGACAUAAGGUGGAUUCCUGGGUCAUAAUAUGAGCAUCUGAAGAGCUUCUGACUACAGCUUUUGCAAUCAUUUAUGAGACUGGCCUGUUUAAAAAGCGGGAAAACAGUGAAAUACCAGCAACCUUGACUCUUGCCCUUCAGUAUCUUCGAGUUAAAGAGAAGUGCGAAGUUAAGAAGUGAUGAGUGCUGUGGUGAAGAAAUCUCUUGGAGCGCCUCUCCGACAGCUGACCAGCUGCGUGACCGGGGAUCAGGACGCUUGUAGCCGAAAAGGAAAGGCUGUGCGCCGGAAGAGCGCCCCCUGCUGCUACGGGCCGACCGCACACGAUUCAUCUUGGCUACGGACUUACCAAGCCGAACUGCACAAAGAAAGGAAACACAGACAAGUCAAAUUUGCACAGAAGAACGCAGAAAGAGCCGCCAUGAGGGUGCAUUACAGAAGUCCACACCGCUACGCCAAGGCACCGGUUCAGAGGACAAACCUAAACAGCAAGACCUCCAGCAAAAAUGACAACUCUCUUUUUGGCGCCUUCCAAGGGCUCAGUCUGAACCUGAACGCAGCACAAGCCUCCAUCACAAACUCUGUUCAGUAUCUGAGGUGAACGAUGAGACGCUGCACUCCAGGAGUAUUGUCCAAUUAUGAAAUGUAAAGGGUAACGCACACCCAAAUGGUGAUUGUUAUUUUAUUUAUAUCAGUUUUACACUUGUGGUGAAACAAGGUUGAAAAUGAAACCAGUUAUUGUGAAAAUACCCUUUUAAAAUUUUUACUAUAAAAUUCUACAUUCAUUUCUUUGUGUUACUUAUGUUGUUCACCAACAUUUAAGUGUAUGUGCACUUCACGUUUUGUCCAUGUUUCUGUACUUUUUAAAAAUUCUUUUGUUAUUUUCUUCGCUGAAAACGUUCAGUCACUUCAAAACAGAUGAACUCCAGUUGAACUCCUAUCUCCUCUCAGAUGCCUCAAACUACGCUCUGUGUCUACUUUAGCUGCUGCAAAACUAUUGAACCAGCUCAUGUGUCUGGCUUUCUUUUACUGUACGAUUUUUCCAAUAAAGAUGCUCCAGAUCAGUUUUGCAGAUCAAUAAUUAGGCCAAUCCCUGGUGCUGUUUAUGGGUUAUGCCAUUGCAUUUUCACUGUCAUCAAUGACAAAUCAAUAUAUUUAAUAUUAUCAUCAUUUAAAAUGCAGUUUUCCUUGAACCUCUUGUUAUGAAAACUGCUCAUACGCUUUUUAUUUGUACGUUUUU